Toxoplasma gondii ME49 is the source of this 3945-nucleotide messenger RNA. RefSeq lists its product as hypothetical. NCBI's taxonomy places the organism in Eukaryota, Apicomplexa, Conoidasida, Eucoccidiorida, Sarcocystidae. Bases 1481 to 3376 code for a protein of 631 amino acids. The record is from RefSeq and is a predicted model, not a curated record. The transcript has a single exon.
AAAGAAACGUCAGUUGUGCCACACCAGAUUCCCGUUCAUUUUCCUCCUUUUUAGCUUCGUUGUCUAGGCUUUCAACUUUCGCGUUGUGUCGCCUUCUGUGUCCCCCCUCUCCUCGUGCCCUUCUAUCUCUUCCGUCUUUCCGUGUCGCCGCUUCCUGUCUGUUCUAUUCGCGAGGAGCGCACUCGGCACUUUUAUCUGCAAGAUCAAUAGUUGAAGGAGUGGAUAAAAUUUGCGCAUUUCGACUAGCCAAGAAUCCAUCGACAGCCACAUGAUUCGGGUGGUUGCUUCAACCGCAGGGAAGACAAAGGCACACGUCCUGCUACCUGCGUCCUCUCAGUCGUCUUCUUUGUCUCUCUCAACCAGACACCCGCCCGCGCGGCGAGGCCUUUCGGUGCCAAGGGACGCACGUUUCGUCCUUAUCUUUCGGAGAAAGGAGACAGUUUGUAACUCUUGAGUACUUUCCCUGCUGACUGACUCGAUCGCUGGCGUCCAACCAGACCGGUCCGCCGCGACACGGUGCUGUCCAUUCUCGAAUUCCUGGACACUCGUCCCGCACAUUUUCGAGAGCGGACGAGAGAAAGAUUCAGGAAUGAGACCACAUUGUUUUAGGCAAGAAACGGCUUCUAAAUAGAGGCGGAGCAGUGCCGGCAACCGUCAACCCCCUCCCCAUGGACCUCGUCGAUCUUGCCUCUCGAGGACGGGAGGGUCGAGCAAUGUGCAUGGAUGGGCGACUAUGUAUUGUUGAGAGACUCUCUACGCUGGUCAGAGACUGAGAAAAGCUCGACAUCUGACUUUCUUGCAGAUGUCUUCUUUCCGUUUGCAUUUGUUUCUGUAUUUUUUUGUGGUUUGUCGCGCUCAUUCGUUUCCUUCGUCGUUAAGGUGACUUCCGCGAUGGGUGCCCAGCAGGCCGCAACGGUGUUUUCCACGCCCGGCAUGCGGGCGAAAACCUUGUGAAUCUUUUUUCCGACCAAACUGUUGGUUUCCGGAAUCCCGUCAUUCCAGAGUGAACAUGGUGCGUGGCAUUUUCUCGAACUUCAUCUUCGAAAAAAAGCCGAGAGUGCGCCGCCGCUGCUCUCUGUCCACUUCUUCUGCUCUUGGUUGCCUGCUCGUUCCCUGGGUUUCACUCCUUGUUUCUUGCUUCUCCUUUUUCUCUCGACUCUGUCUUCGAGUUGUGAGCCUCUAGUUCCCCCGUCGUUCUUCCCCAUUGUCCACUUCGUUCCGCCUGCGCUCCCUUCUCGAGUUUUUCCUGCUUGACCAGCCUUCCUCAGAGCGUGGUGACCCUUCCCCUUCUUUCGCCGUACGCGUGACCUCCGGGUACUGGCAAGCUACUGGAAUCGCAGGCGUUUAGCGUCUUGAGCAAUCCAGUGCGGGGGUCGUGUGCAGCAGUCGUGAAGAACCAAACCUGGUUGUCUGUAUCGCGUGACGGAAGUCAGUCGAAAACUCUAGACCCUCUCGAGUUCGUCCCCCCCCCCCAGAUGCCAUGGCGAAGGACAAGCGUGGCUCGUGUGCGAAGAGGGUGUCUUCGUCUGCGGGUCCCGAAGCUUCUUUCGGAUUCGCUGCUGUUACCCUCUCGUCGUCACUGCUCAGCGCGUCUCUGGCGGCUACUGACACGCACCCCUUUGGUCUGGUAGUAACAGCCAGCCCACAGAACUCCUCGUCGGGAAGUUCGCCGGCCCUUCCAGUAAUUAUGUUGCCUCCUGCCUCUCCGCUUUCCUCAGACGCGAAGAGUCACCCCGUUAAAAUCGACUUUUUCUCCUUUCACAAUUCGCUGGCGGCUUCUGCCACAGCCUCGGAGCUGCUCUGUAGGCGCCUGCCGAGACAGGCCGCUCUUGCUCUACGGCACUUGCCUGGCGGCUGCUCCAUUCCCGGGCUCUGGCUGCGAGUUCGAGAAAGUGACCUGGAAGAGGUCAGUGAAUCCUUCGCCACGCAGUUCUCCAUUUCUGCUCUCUCUGCCGCCUUCUCUUCGCUCGCGGGUCCUUCGACUUGUCCCGCCUUCUUCCUGGUCCUUCUUCUCCCGGUUUGUGCGAGCGCAGACGCAGAGUCGCUGUCGCGCGUCUCUUCGGGGUCACCUCGGUGUCUCCUCUUCGCCGCGAAAAACGCAGGCUCAGCCGCCCCUGCGACACUCCCCGUGACGCUUGUCACCUCUCUCUCGUCCUCGCUCUCCUCCCUGAGUCUCUAUGUGUCUGUGGUGCCUCUGUGCGUGGAAAUCGCCUUCUCUCCGACGGAACUGCUGGCUGAAAUUCCGCUGCAUCCCGAAAACGUGGCGGGGCUCUUGGCUGCCGAGCUGAGUCUCGCCCUCGAGGAGUGGUUCGACGGCCCGGUGCUGUACGUGGAAGAGGCGGGUGGAGGGAAAGCUGGGGAGACACAGCCGCCUCGUGUGAUCUCGGACAAAAAUGCCUUUUCGCUUCCGCCCUCUCCUUGCCGUCUCGCCUACCUCCUGCCUCUUCUCCCGUCUCGCGUACCUCUCAGAUUCGCGCUCUCUUCGACUUCCUGCUCCCGGCUUGCUUCCCUGGCGGCUGCGAGAGACUGUCAAGCGUUGCAUGCGUCAGCGCCUUCGAAGGAUCCCUCGCAAGUCGUCGCGAUCGACGGGACGUUUGUCGCGACCGCCCUGGGUUCGCUGACCUCGCCCGCGUCUUCUCUUUCUGCUUCUCCUCUCUCUUUGGUGUGCAGCGCACUGUGCGCCGAUUUGGCUGUCUCCUUUUCGCGCCGCCUUGUUCAGUCGCUCUCAGACUUCGCUGAGACAAGUCCCCGGGAGGGCGGCAGCCCGGAGUGUCGGGGGCGCCUCGGAGCGCGGACAACGAAGACUGUCUCUCCCCUCGCUUUCACUCGUCGCCAGUUCUUCUGGACAGACGAGUUGAACCGGGUGCGAAUGAGAACGCGUCUGUCCGAAAAGGAGAGCAGAGCAGAGGGGAUGGCAGGCAGCGAGAACGAAAACCACGAGGUUCCACUGCUACUGUCAGACGCCAACGCACCCGCGGCUGACGAGAGCGAAGACGAGGAAGACCUCGAGGCUACUCGCGACACCUUCGCCUUUCUCUUGGGUGUACCCAACCCUGCGCCGGAAGGCGAGCUUCACGACGGUACCUUCCCCGGUUCUCUCCUUUCCGUAGCACACGGUUCCGACGGAGUUCCGGGUGAAAGGGGGAGCCGCAAAGAGAGCUGUCGCGAUGACGAGUUUUGGACUGAAGUGGAAGCCACAAUGGGAGGGAACGCCAACAGAGGCCGAGGGAAACGUGCGGGGGCAGAGGGGAGUGAAUCUGUCAAAACCAUCGCAGUAGUGGCCGCCGUGCUCGGAGCACUUGUCGCCUUCCUCGCUGCUGCUCUCCUCUUUCUGCCCCAAGUGACGACUCAGCAAUACGGGCAAGAAGAUCUCUAGACGGUGCUCGAGGCCGCAAAUGAGGCAGCCGAGCCAGGGGUAGAGGCGACAUGUGACUUACUGCGCGACUAAACCGUUUCUAAGUCUGAAUCGCGGUGUGUUUCAGAUUUUCUGUUGCGGAGUCCUGCAGCGUUUCGCGCCAUCACAUGUGGGUAAAUCGUGUGCUUUAGAAACAUACGACUUUUCGAAGGUGAGGCAUUUUAAUGUUCUCCGGUUCUGUAACAGCCGCACAACUAGUGGGCAAAAUCCUACGAAGGCGAAGUGGCGAUUGAGCGUGCAUUCGGGAAGUCCGGAAGCAACAAGGAACGAGAACACUGGCGCCUUCGUUUUCUUUGCCAAUGAAGCGCCCCUGCAGAAACUUCAAACGUGCAGCUUUGCAGCCUUCGCGAGAGCAGUAGUAACGCAGUAGUGAGGAAUCGAAAACAAAUAACGGCGCGCGCGAGGUCGGAACCUCGCAGGCAAGAGACAGAAAAUCCCCUUUUGAAUCUACCAAGAGGCAGCUCCUUUGUCUAAUCCUUCCGGAGCCUCGCCAAAAGAAAACCAUGUGCGAUCUUUCUUCACAGUGGCAG